GCUGCUUCCUGCUAAGGCCGACGCUAACAAUGGCAGCUUCUUCAGAGUUGCAGCUGGAUCUCCUUCCUUCAGACCCGCUGCUGCACAUUUUGUCAUAUUUGAGUUUCAGAGACCUGGUCCACUGCAGUUAUGUCAGUAAGAGGCUAAACGAGCUGUCCAAACACAACCCACUGUGGAAAUGUCACUGCUGUAAACACUGGCUGCUGACUGAUGCGGAUCGACUGCAAAGUGGUCUCUCCUGGUAUAACCUCUUUAAGCAGUACUACUCUGACCUGGGCCAGUACAUCAAGUACUACGCAGUGCUGAAGAAAGCCUGGGAGCAGCUGAAGAGCUUCUUGCAUCAGAGAUGUCCUCGUAUGAUCACAUCGCUCAAAGACGGUGCCACAGAGUUGGAGUUGAACGAUAUCGAGGCUCAGAUCGACUGUAAGCUGCCUGAUGAUUAUCGCUGCUCGUACCGGAUCCACAAUGGCCAGAAACUGGUCAUCCCUGGGCUGAUGGGCAGCAUGUCUCUGUCCAACCACUACCGCUCGGAGGUCCUGCUGGACGUGGAGACAGCAGCCGGAGGUUUCCAGCAGAGGAGGGGCAUGAGGCGCUGCCUGCCGCUCACUUUCUGCUUCCACACGGGCCUCAGCCAGUACGUGGCGCUGGAGGACGCUGAGGGACGCAAGAAAGGCGAGAGCUUCUACCCCUGCCCUGAUCAGACAGCUCAGGAUCCUUCAGCCAUCGACAUGUUCAUCACAGGCUCCAGUUUCUUAGACUGGUUCUCCACCUAUGUGAACAACGUGGUAACAGGAGAAUAUCCCAUCAUCAAAGACCAAAUCUUCAGGUACGUGCACGAGAGAGGCUGUACGGUAACCACCGGAGACAUCACUGUUUCUGUUUCUACCUCCUUCCUGCCAGAGCUUUCCUCUGUCCACCCGCCUCACUUCUUCUUCACCUACCGGAUCAGGAUAGAAAUGUCUCGCAGCGCCUCGCCUGAAGCUGCCUGUCAACUCGACAGCCGCUACUGGAAAAUCACCACAUCUGACGGCAACGUGGAGGAGGUUCACGGUCCAGGCGUGGUCGGAGAGUUUCCGGUGAUGACCCCCGGGAAGGUGCACGAGUACGCCAGCUGCACCACCUUCUCCACCCCGUCAGAGUACAUGGAGGGUCACUACACGUUCCACAGACUAGCCAACAAGGAAGAAGUUUUCCAGGUGGCCAUUCCUCGCUUCCACAUGGUGUGUCCUCCGUACAGAGAGCCACAGACUCCAACGCAGAAAGCUUCAACCAGCGACACGACUCACGUCGACGACGACGAUUUCUGUCACAAAGACGAUGAAGAUGACAGAGACGACUUCGGCGGCCUGAGGAGAAUCAACAUGGUUCCUUUGGAGAGGUCCUCUUGUCCUCGAUUCACCCUCUGACCUGCUGAUGGACUGUCAGUCAGAGGAUUAUGGGACAGCAGCAGCAAAGAGCCAUACAUGGACUUAAACUCUUGAACUUUCAGUUGCCAAACUAAAGCAGGGCUGGGUGCAGCGUUUUUGAGAAAUGUUCUGUUUAUUGUUACUUUAGUCACAGAUUGUUGGAUAAAUUUCAGGUAGGACAGACCAGGAGGGGGCUGUGUUUACUUCCAGCUUAGAGAUAGAAACUGAAUUCUCUGGACUUUAAAACUUAACUAAAACUUAAAAACAACAAGAUAGUUUUGCUGCAGUAGUGAAAUACUAGGUUUUUUUUUUAACAUCUGCAGCAGAGUAAAAUGUAGGUUUUAGUUUAGGUGCAAAAGUCCAGAAAAUUAUUCAGAAAUGAACAAUUGAAUUAUUCACAUCUAACUGAUGCUGAUAUGUGUGAUGGAGUUGUUUAUAAACUUCUUAUCCUCAGACUUUUAGCAUUAAAUAAGCUAAGAACAACUUGAAUAUUUGCUUAAAGAAGCCAUUAGAGCUGCAUCUAUUUUCAUCUUAUAUUUAUAGUGAUAAACUCUGAUCUGUCAAGAUAAUUAAUAAUCAGACAGGAAUGGCAUUUAAUAUAACUCAAGAGUGUUAAACCACAAAGAAAUUCAUGAAGAUUCAAAUUCUCACACUUUGGAACCUAAAAUGCUUCAGAUGUUCUGCGUUUGAUUCUUUACUGUCAGAUUUGAUGGUGUUGAAGUAAAAGCAGAGAUGUUCCUCAGUGAUCUGCCUCCUGCUGGAUAAAGCUGGAACAUCACAGAUUUAAAUCUGAAGAAACAAAGUUUCUGUGAUGUUAGUUUCUGAUAGUUAGAUUUAUUUUGUCUCACAGGUUCCAGCAAACAAAAACAGCAGAACCCCCAAUGCAUUGAAUAUUGAUUUAUUUAUUUCUAUCCUGAUCCAUAUGAGCAGCCUGUGUGAUGGCUCAGAAAAACUUUAAGGUGUUUCCAGCUUGAUUUGUGAUUUCACUCAAUAUAAAGACUUUCUGUGGUGGAUGCUGGAUGCUCUGUUAUCAGCAGGUUUGUUUUCCAAGUUUGGGUUUAAUAAAAAGAAAAAUUCAGUGGGUUUAA
This is a messenger RNA of Austrofundulus limnaeus, 2494 nucleotides long. It is a transcript of the gene fbxo3, whose product is annotated as F-box protein 3. Lineage: Eukaryota; Metazoa; Chordata; Actinopteri; Cyprinodontiformes; Rivulidae. The coding region runs from base 30 to 1406 and encodes 458 amino acids. Gene Ontology annotation, molecular function: protein binding. The transcript has 12 exons. Gene Ontology annotation, cellular component: cytoplasm. The record is from RefSeq and is a predicted model, not a curated record.